Molecule: messenger RNA, 2380 nt
Organism: Suillus subaureus
Lineage: Eukaryota; Fungi; Basidiomycota; Agaricomycetes; Boletales; Suillaceae
Exons: 9
Coding region: 175-2253 (692 amino acids)
Source: RefSeq, a predicted model, not a curated record
UUCAGUUUGUGUGAUCCACAGUUUCGCUCAGUUCCUGCUAAGAAGGGUAUACACUAUAUCACACUUUAACUGACAGUAGCUAAACGGCGAGGUUGUCACCUGGUUUCACCAGCUGACAGUCUCUCUACCUGCUACAAACCAUUUCCUUCGCCGGUAAAAGUACUCAUACAACGAAUGGGCAGCGACAACGAUGCACAAAUAGGAUAUGGUAGACGUGGUGCGUCAUCAUCGAGCAGCAGAGAGUCUUCACCCGCUUCUAAACGGCAGAAACGGUCUUUCACACCAAAUUCUGACGAUGAGACCCACGUAGUCCCUGCACCAGUCGACACUAAUGCGGAUACAUCUUCCAGAGAUGGUACCCCAGCACCAUUGAUUCGUCAAGCAGUUGGAUUUUCAUGGCAGCCAGUCCCUGUCCUCCCGUCAAAUCCAAAUGCAAUACAAUUUCUCCCAGGACAGGCGCUACCCAAGAAGAAGAAAAGGAGGCCAAAACCGGAGUACUCCGCUCAGACCAGCCGGUUUAGACUCGCUCAGGUACCCGAGCCCCCACCAGCACACACAUCAGAACCCUCAACACAGCCCACACUAUGUGCUGGCGGGGGUCCGUAUUCUUCAAUGUAUCGCAUCAGCAGUGCUGCAUCGCCUAGUGCUAGUGUCACCAUGUCUAACCCUUCAGUCGCUGAUGGUGCGUCACCUGGGGAAGCUCAUUCCCCGGCCGCAUCUUCAACAGUAGUGUCCGGCCCACGUAGUUCGUAUCGUGCGGCACCGGGUGCAUACAAUAACACAAUUCCAAGUGGCAGUUGCGCCCAAGGGCAACUUGACGGACAUACCACCCCUGCCAAGAAUAAACGGAACAAGAAACCAACCGGGCAACGCACUGCUCGGGGCCCUAGUUCCUUAGCUCAGUCAUCAGCCUCUGGUUGCCAACUUCAACCAUCUCCCAAUAUGCAUUACCCACACCCAGGAGCACAUUAUCGUCGUGAUUAUGAGGCAAACCUCGAUUCACGAUUACCCUCCACAAGUGCAGUAUCUCGUCAAGAACCUGUGGGACCGACUUUUUCUGCACAAGAACGAUCUGCAGCACCUCCAGCCCCUGGAGGACAAACGCAACCUCUUCGGAUGUUGACGCUCCUCAUUGAGGAUAUUAGAAGUGGAGUCCCAGAUCACCAGCUUGCAGAGAUCAAAGUGUUUCUUCGGCCAGGGGAAGAUCCAGACAGUGGUUUUUGGGCAAACGCAAAAGAGGUUUGCGAGACUUUGCAAGCCGGACCAUCGCGGAUAGAUGGUCCUGCGAGGGUGUACACGCUUCGUGGAAAAUAUCGCCAGUUCUUCAUGCGUGUGGAUACUGAUAACGUCCUCGAAGUAGAAUCGUGCAAUCUUGGUGUGAGCAAAGAGCGCACACUUGAAGUCGUCGUCGAGUCUCCUGUCCCGAAGGGUCGAUUACCUCCACCUCCCCGGCUUCCUCUUGAACUGCCACAAGUAUCUAGCUCUGACUCCGACACUGCCCUGUCACCAUCUCAACAGCAAAUGCCAAGACAGCUAAUGUAUUCGGGAGUCACAUGUGAUACGCGCAUCGAUUUGUUGUCACAAAGUGAUUACCGCCCCCAGAAGAGAAAACGACCAUCCCAGAGCCAUUUAUCACCUCAAAAUAAAGCACCACGAAACUCAGUCCAGAGGACUCCUUCUCCUAGUCGCACGCCACAUCGAGCGAGACAGGUGAGACAUGAAGACCAAGAAGGCUCCUCUUCUGAUGAAGAUGGUGUACGAGAAAUAUCGCCCCCCAUUCCUGGACGCUAUGCUGAGACAGCAGAUGAAAGGGACGAUGCGAUUGCCAAUUUCAUUCGAUCGGACAUAGAGGGCGAAAAGGAUUGGCCUCGAUGCAUGUCGAUCACCUCUCACGGAGGUCCAAGGCGCGUUUCUGACGUCCUGUGGUCCUAUAAUUACGUCGAAAAUAGAGUCAAGGAACACGAAGAUAGGAAAACACCAUCACACUGGGAUGGGGCGCCAAACUCCAGGGUUGAGAGACGACAUGUUUUGCGUACACUAAACCUCACUCCGGAAUGGGGAAAGGAGUGUCGGAAAAUUCUCACUCUUGUUGAUCAUUACGGGAAGUAUGGGCGCAGGUAUCCGGAUCCGCAUGUCAUAAACGAGAUUGAUAGUACGGACGCUCCUACAGAGAAGACUUGGAAACGGUUUGUUAAGUUGCUGCGCUCGGUUGAUGCGCAGUUUAAUUCCAACCGAUUAAUGGAAAAUUUGUGAACAUAAGCUAUUCACGGUGGAUUUAGCUCUUGUAUUUGCACUACGUCACCUCUUCAUAAUAAUUUCUCGCUCGUGCUCUCGAUGUGCACCCGUAUAGAUACAUCAAAAUAAUAAUAGAUAUACAUAU